GGAUUUAAAGCCCUCAUUAUUGACACACGGUUCGGCCAAUCACAGUGAAGCACCGGCGGCAGCCAGCCAAUCGCGAUCAUCUUCUGUUUGUGUGACCGUUCUCCGGCUGAACGAUAAUUCAGUGAGUACAUCGGUUCUCAUCAUGGCCUCUGGAGCUUUGUUCCCCAGCAUGGUGUCCGGAUCCCGCGGCUCCUCCAGCAAGUACCUGGUGGAGUUUCGGGCCGGUAAGAUGACCAUGAAGGGCAGCACGGUGACCCCUGACAAGCGCAAAGGUCAGGUCUACAUCCAGCAGACCGACGACUCCCUCAUCCACUUCUGCUGGAAGGAUCGGACGACCGGGAACGUGGAUGAUGACCUGAUCAUCUUCCCUGAUGACUGUGAGUUCAAACGGGUGAACCAGUGCACCACUGGACGGGUCUAUGUGUUGAAGUUCAAAGCUGGCUCCAAAAGACUCUUCUUCUGGAUGCAGGAGCCAAAGACUGACAAGGAUGAGGAGAACUGCCGUAAAGUGAAUGAGUAUCUCAACAACCCGCCCAUGCCCGGUGCUCUCGGUAGUGGCGGCAGUGGAGGACACGACCUGUCUGCUCUGGGAGGGGAGGGCGGUCUGCAGAGCCUUCUGGGUAACAUGAGCCACAACCAGCUCAUGCAGCUCAUCGGACCAACUGGACUGGGUGGGAUCGGUGGUCUCGGGGCACUGGCUGGUCCAGGCUUGGCCAACCUCCUGGGCAGCACCAGCAGCAGCAGCAGCAGCAGCGUUCCUGCAGCCAGUAACUCCUCCACAAGUCCGUCCACGGCCGUCACCCCCACCUCUACCUCUGCUACCAGUCGGCUCGGCUCCUCCCAGGUGCCCACCACUCCCAUCACUCCCUCCGCCACCUCAGCAGCCUCCCCCACAGCCACCACCCCCUCCACCCCUACUGUGACCUCUCUGGCAGCGGGUGCAGCCAACCCCACUCAGCCCAUCCAGCUAAGAGACCUGCAGAGCAUCCUGGCCACCAUGAACGUGCCUGCCAGCGGCCAAGGAGUGGACCUCGCCAGCGUCCUGACACCUGAGAUCAUGGCUCCCAUCCUGGCCAACCCCGAGGUGCAGCAGAGGCUGAUGCCCUAUCUGCCCUCUGGAGAGUCCCUGCUUCAGAGCACAGAGGAGCUCCACAACACGCUCAGCUCGCCUCAGUUUCAGCAGGCUAUGAGCAUGUUCAGUAGCGCUCUGGCGUCCGGACAGUUAGGGCCUCUAAUGAACCAGUUUGGCUUGCCUGCAGACGCUGUCGAUGCGGCUAACAAAGGAGAUGUGGAGGCUUUUGCAAAAGCCAUGGAAACGGAAAAGCCAGACCAGGACGGAGACUCCAAAGACAAGAAAGACGAUGAUGAAGACAUGAGUUUGGACUAAGAACUCUUAACAUUAUUAUUUAAUAUAUUUAUUUAGCUGCUUCUUUUGUUUUGUAACUAUUACAAAUUAAGGAUUAUGGUUAAUAUAGUAGAAACUGUCACUAAGACCCUCCCUUCGCUGAUAAUGCUGUGUUCAUCUUCCAACAGUGUGUUGAAUUAAUAUCUACUGAUUUAACUGAAUGAACAUGUAUUCUACCUGCACGUCUGUGCUGUCCAAAACACAAGGGAACAGUAAAAUUAUUGUCUGUGUGUUUA
Molecule: messenger RNA, 1641 nt
Organism: Siniperca chuatsi (mandarin fish)
Lineage: Eukaryota; Metazoa; Chordata; Actinopteri; Centrarchiformes; Sinipercidae
Product: proteasomal ubiquitin receptor ADRM1-like
Exons: 10
Coding region: 143-1387 (414 amino acids)
Biological process (GO): ubiquitin-dependent protein catabolic process
Cellular component (GO): proteasome regulatory particle, lid subcomplex; nucleus; cytoplasm
Molecular function (GO): ubiquitin binding; endopeptidase activator activity; proteasome binding
Source: RefSeq, a predicted model, not a curated record